Molecule: messenger RNA, 2078 nt
Organism: Didymodactylos carnosus
Lineage: Eukaryota; Metazoa; Rotifera; Eurotatoria; Philodinida; Philodinidae
Source: the annotation of a GenBank genome assembly
AUGAAUGAAACAGCUGCACCGGUUGCAAUUCCACCUUCAGUUGUUACCUUAAUUGAAAAGAUAAUUGCUAUUGAUGUUUUUUCCAUUGUCAAAUAUCGCAGUGUUCUCGGACGUGAAACGCUUCUCAGUGUCGCAGGUAAUCCACCUGUAGUUGGACCUGUAAUCGCUCAACUGACUCAGGAAGAACCCUAUGGUGCAAUACAAACACUCGCAACAAAUGUACAAGUGAACAAUGAUACAAGUCACGUCAAUACAGAUAAUGUACAGCAAGCAAAAUAUCGUGAAGUAGCAUUAUUUGUAUUAACAAAAAAUUUUGGUGGUGUUAAAAUAUCAAAAAAUGUAGUAAUAUUAAAUAGACAAAUGUAUGCAUUAAAAGCAUGGGCUGAUCGUGCGCGAGAAAAAUGUUAUCUAAAAUUGGGACCACAAUAUAGUUCAUUAAAAAAGAGACCAAUUAAUGCUGGUGGUCAACUGGGUUAUAAGUUAUUAAUUGACGGAUUUAAUAAUGAUUUUUGUGAUUUUUAUUCGACAGCCGAAUAUGCAAAGGAAAAAGCACGCACUGUCUACUUUAUAGAUGAUAGAGAAAAAUUUAAAGCUAGACAAAUGGAAAAUCAACUGAAAAGUUUCAAUGUUCUAACUACUUUACAAGCUAAAGUUGCCAAUCAACAAUUGUCUAGAGGACAAGGUGGUGAUGCAAAUGUUGCCUUAGCAACUAAAACCGCUGGUAAAAAACUUUGGAAUAAAGUUACUGGUAUUUAUAAAUUAGGAACAUUUUUGCUUCGAAAUGCCAUAAGUCUAAUAGAAUCGGGAUUAAUAAGUGAUGGUACAAGUGAACGAAAUGAAGCGUCGCCAGAUGAUGAUAAUACAAUAACAGAUAUUAAUGAAGCUCGUCCCGAGAGUACAAUGCGAUUGAACAGACAAAAACAACAGAAAUCCUCUCAUUUAACAUUGCCAUCACCUUUAUCACUUCGUCAACAACGAAGUCGGCUGAGUAGUGGGAUACAAUCGGCACAAUCUUCAGCACCAUCCGCUUAUAUACCUAUUAAAAUACGUUUUUUCACUGAUCGUUUUCGUCUUAUCAAAGAAAUGAUGUAUAAACCAGAUAAAGAUGGUCGUACAUUGAGACAUUUGAGUGGAAACGAAUGGGCAAAUGUCAAACGUCGUGAAAAUGUUUGGCAUACACAACGUAUAAGUACUGCGGCUGUACAAACAAAACCAAUUGAUCCAAAUAUUGCUAGUUUAAUUGCUGAAAAAAAUAAACGUAAAUUAGAUAUGGAAGAGAAAAAGAACGAUCCAAGGAAAAGAAUGAUCAUGAAAAAUGAGCAAAUGUUUGAAAAGAACAAGAAUACAACACCAAUAUCAUAUAACAAAAAGCCAGGAAAAACAUAUCAUGGUGGUGGUCGUGGUCGACCAUCUAUAUUACCAGACAUAAAAGAAAUGAAAUUAUUAUUACCUAGAGAAAAAAAAGAAAUUGAUUAUCAAUUUCUUUUACGUUCUGACGAUAAGAUAUGUAAUAAACUUAUUUUUGAAUAUGAAUUAUCGUCAAGUUUAUCAUUGUCUGAUUGUGCUUUGCAAAGUAUGAUUGAAGUAACAGAUUUUUGUCGAAAAUCCUGGAUCAAGAAGGUUAAUUUAGGUAUUGAAUUUGCUAUUAAUCACAGUAAACGAACAUUUGAUAUAGCAAACCAAGUACACUAAUAGACAUCAUUUAUUACACAAUCUAUACAAGCCAAUCCUCUUAUAUUUUGCUUGAUCAUGACUUAGUUUGUUAAGGCCCCGCACCUCGGGUCAGAAAUGCCGAUUUUUCGUCAAAACUAUUGAUUUUGAGAAAAGCACAUGGUUGGAUAGCCCAAAGUGUCUACUUUCUAAUGGCAUAAUUUUUGUGCCGAUAACAUAGGUUUUGAGCGAGUUUUCCAGAAGCCCUAUAGAACAAAAAAUGGCUUGGUCGGGUCAGGCUGGGCCGAACUUAAAAGAAUUUUUAAGCAUGCGUGGAUUUGUAAUUUAUGUGUAUACUCUCAUUACCGAGAAAGCUCAGGAAUAUAAAUAUUAGCUUGAGAAACACAUUUACACCGCUCAGCCAGCAA